Molecule: messenger RNA, 477 nt
Organism: Plasmodium knowlesi strain H
Lineage: Eukaryota; Apicomplexa; Aconoidasida; Haemosporida; Plasmodiidae
Product: conserved Plasmodium protein, unknown function
Exons: 2
Coding region: 1-477 (158 amino acids)
Source: RefSeq, a predicted model, not a curated record
AUGGUGUUGACGAAGCGGUAUGAGUACUCCCCGCUGGAGGAGAUUUUUUUCCCGAAGCGAACUCCAAACGCGCAAUGUUACUCCGAUGAAGAUUUAUCCGUGGGAGAUAAAGGACAGAAGCGGAAGGUCAACCCCCCCAGUUGUCAGCAGAAGAAGACGCACCUGAGUGGACGAAGGAAUAAAAACGUGCACCCCGACAUCAACCAGAUAAAAGACGAACUACUGCAGCCGGAGCUCUCCCUAGAAUUAUGCCAACGGAAAAAAAAUUACUACCUUAACACGAGACACGCAAACCAUGUGCAGAGCUACUUUUUUUUUUAUGAUUACCGCAAGUGUUUUCUGAACAUGGAUGGGAAGAUGUUCAUCGAUCGGCACCCCGUGAGGAUAUGGAACGACGACAGGAAGCGAGACGAGAGGCUGAAGAAAGCUAUCCCCGUGCAGAACUACAACUCGUUCAUCUAUGCCUACAACAUAUAG